Molecule: messenger RNA, 2357 nt
Organism: Paraphaeosphaeria sporulosa
Lineage: Eukaryota; Fungi; Ascomycota; Dothideomycetes; Pleosporales; Didymosphaeriaceae
Exons: 5
Coding region: 130-2232 (700 amino acids)
Source: RefSeq, a predicted model, not a curated record
AGGGACGAUUGUAUUUUUGUGUCCGGAUCAUGAUUUCUCCAAUGCACGCAUUUUUUACAUAACUAUUCUUUUGUCACUCUUUGACAUGAAGAAUUUCGAUGAUACAGCUGAAAGGUUCGGGAAGGUCUAAUGGCAUUUGCGGUACCCUGGACACUACGAUUGGCUCGAACCACAAGCCACAGCUUGCGCCUCCUCCCUGCGCGCGACUGCAGGACCCAGCCUUCAGCCUCGUGUCGUACCUCAACUGGACGUCGUCGGUCCAGUGUCAGCAUGGACCCCAUCUCCCUGACUGCGGGUUGUGUCGCGCUCGUAGCCACUAUCAGCAAAACCUCAACAAUCGUCACAGGCUUCGUUCGCGAGGUGCGCGAAGCGCGUCACGGCUUGGAUGUCGUGUCACGGGAGCUUUCAUCUUUGCAGACCGUUCUGGGACUAUUGGCUGAAGACGCAUCUCAGAACAACCCAGUAUCGUUCCCAGACGCUCUACAGGCUCAAAUUCACGGGAUCAUCACCAAUUGCAAUGAGGUCGUUCUGGAGAUGAAGUACAGCCUAACCAGACAUGAGAAUUCGAAGUUGGGUCAGGCUGGAUACUGGACCGUGGGUGGUGGCAAAGGGCACAUGGCGAGGUUGAGAUCUACAUUGGAAGCGCACAAAUCGGCGUUGGAGAUUGCGCUCGACAUGAUGGCCAUCAUCAUCGCUAGGGAUACAAAGAAAGACACUUCGCAGAUUCUGGAUGUUACUGCUGCGAUACGAGAGGACACAACACAGAUUCUGGAAGAAGUUGCAAGAUUAAGAACGCAGCUGCCGAGGAACAUAGCGGGAGAACAAACAAACGGAAAUGAGAUGCUGCGACGGUAUUUGGAUAGUCUGACCUCCUACGCUGGAACGGUGUACGAUGCUGAGACGGACGACCGAACGCUGUCAUCACGUUCCGCCUCACCAAUGCGAGCCAGCGAAGAAGUUACGAGUACUUUGACUGCUACAAUAUCAGAGAAAUCUUUCAAGGUUGCAUUGAUACAGCCUGCCACGGUAUCUAACGGCGAUAGCGAGUCCCUUGUACUGUUGCCAACAGCGAGUGCAGCCUCGUCCAGUAAAGAAGGCAAGAUCAGAUUAUUUUCACAAAUAACACCGGCCGAUCACCGUCUACGAAGUGCGCGACCACACCCUCGUCUUAGUCCACCUGAAGGCGCACUCGAACCGCAAGCCCCUCCGAGUCCUAGUACACCUCUCAGGCUAAAAGGUCAUGUAAAGCACCAUAGCGAUGUCUCUUCCGGUAGUCCUACACCGAGGGCCACUGGUGUACCGACGCCAAACUUGAUACCACACUCAGAAGCUCUUAUACAAAAGGACAGUCAAUGCUGUGUCAUCGAACACGCUGUGCAUGCAAAGAUGUCUAGCGCUCUUCCUCCUGAUUCCGCUCAUGAAAGUAAGACCUACAGACAUACUCAAUUCACAACCCUUCCCGGCCGAAUCAGAGAUUACUCGCUGCGUCAAGCCCCAACUCUAUCAGACGUUCUCAUCGUAGUAACUCGACCGAGGACAAACGCAGACUACACGAGCGAUGAUCUAGCUCGGACGCUCCGGAGCAUAGCGGGCAACAUUAGACAACUCAAUCAUCUAUCCUGGCGUCAAUUUACUACAUGUAUAGUGAGCCGACACAAGGUUGCUUGCUUCUACGAAGAGAUGCUCCACCACCUCAUGGGCGUUAGAUAUGCCGGAAAAGGUGGAUUGAAACCAACAUCCAGCGAGCGCGUGCUACAGGCCAGAAAAGUGAAGAAGAACCAGGAAGUCCCGGGUAUCCUCGACAGCAGGGACAAGAAGAGCACGCGUACACCUUUGGCAGGGAACGAUGAUCGUAUCAUAGCUUCGUUGACCGAGUAUACGUCCUAUCACACGGACUUCAAACCAAAUGGUACGCUGCCCAGUGGCAUCGGACCACCCCUGAACCUUCUCUACCUUGAAUACGCACUACAGGGUGAAUGGGAGACAUUUAUUCGCGAUCUUGGCCGGUUGCUAGGCGCGCGCACAUGCAUGCUAAUUGCGGUUGGGGACGAAUUCGGAGACGGAGAGUUGGCGCAGCAUCACGAAGAUGUUCUAGGAGAGAAGGGGACUAAGAGGAAGGAGUGGCACUAUGCGGGUCUGCCGAGUAGGCGAUAUCCGCGAGACUGGAGGUGCUUCGUGAAGAAGGAUUUGCUGAUGGAUUUGCCAGAGUAUGUCCCUGCGAGGAAACCGUAGGUUUAGAAUGGAUUAAAGGUGAUGGUUGUAGACCGUAGAUGCCGCGAAAACGUAGAUCCCGUUCAUUUUUUCAACUUGCGCUCUUUGGUUAGGACCAAAGAUGCUAACAGCGCUGAUCAUCUUGU